GAGAAAGUUACCUGUGGCCGCCCAAGUCCGCCACUUUCUGCUCUGUGUCUGCCCAUUGCCACGAUCCAGGAGGACUCCGCGCCGCCCGGCCGCCUCCGAGCUCGGGCCCCAUGUGAGGGGCCCCCCCUUAUCCCACCUUUCCGGCUAGGUGAGGGCGCGAGCGGGCGAGCGAGCGAGAGUGGUGAGGGGGGACGGAAAAGCAGAAUUACCUGUAGCUCUUGUUCUGCCAUCUCGGGCGCUCUCACACACCUUCACCUGCACAGACUUGAAAGUCCAGUUUCACCAGAGGCUGAGGCUCCAGGAAAAGGGGAGCAAGUUCAUUGGAUCAAACAUGUCACAAGAGUCGGACAAUAAUAAAAGACUAGUGGCCUUAGUGCCCAUGCCCAGUGACCCUCCAUUCAAUACCCGAAGAGCCUACACCAGUGAGGAUGAAGCCUGGAAGUCAUACUUGGAGAAUCCCCUGACAGCAGCCACCAAGGCCAUGAUGAGCAUUAAUGGUGAUGAGGACAGUGCUGCUGCCCUCGGCCUGCUCUAUGACUACUACAAGGUUCCUCGAGACAAGAGGCUGCUGUCUGUAAGCAAAGCAAGUGACAGCCAAGAAGACCAGGAGAAAAGAAACUGCCUUGGCACCAGUGAAGCCCAGAGUAAUUUGAGUGGAGGAGAAAACCGAGUCCAAGUCCUAAAGACUGUUCCAGUGAACCUUUCCCUAAAUCAAGAUCACCUGGAGAAUUCCAAGCGGGAACAGUACAGCAUCAGCUUCCCCGAGAGCUCUGCCAUCAUCCCGGUGUCGGGAAUCACGGUGGUGAAAGCUGAAGAUUUCACACCAGUUUUCAUGGCCCCACCUGUGCACUAUCCCCGGGGAGAUGGGGAAGAGCAACGAGUGGUUAUCUUUGAACAGACUCAGUAUGACGUGCCCUCGCUGGCCACCCACAGCGCCUAUCUCAAAGACGACCAGCGCAGCACCCCGGACAGCACAUACAGCGAGAGCUUCAAGGACGCAGCCACAGAGAAAUUUCGGAGUGCUUCAGUUGGGGCUGAGGAGUACAUGUAUGAUCAGACAUCAAGUGGCACGUUUCAGUACACCCUGGAAGCCACCAAAUCUCUCCGUCAGAAGCAGGGGGAGGGCCCCAUGACCUACCUCAACAAAGGACAGUUCUAUGCCAUAACACUCAGCGAGACCGGAGACAACAAAUGCUUCCGACACCCCAUCAGCAAAGUCAGGAGUGUGGUGAUGGUGGUCUUCAGUGAAGACAAAAACAGAGAUGAACAGCUCAAAUACUGGAAAUACUGGCACUCUCGGCAGCAUACGGCGAAGCAGAGGGUCCUUGACAUUGCCGAUUACAAGGAGAGCUUUAAUACGAUUGGAAACAUUGAAGAGAUUGCAUAUAAUGCUGUUUCCUUUACCUGGGACGUGAAUGAAGAGGCGAAGAUUUUCAUCACCGUGAAUUGCUUGAGCACAGAUUUCUCCUCCCAAAAAGGGGUGAAAGGACUUCCUUUGAUGAUUCAGAUUGACACAUACAGUUAUAACAAUCGUAGCAAUAAACCCAUUCAUAGAGCUUAUUGCCAGAUCAAGGUCUUCUGUGACAAAGGAGCAGAAAGAAAAAUCCGAGAUGAAGAGCGGAAGCAGAACAGGAAGAAAGGGAAAGGCCAGGCCUCCCAAACUCAAUGCAACAGCUCCUCUGAUGGGAAGUUGGCUGCCAUACCUUUACAGAAGAAGAGUGACAUCACCUACUUCAAAACCAUGCCUGAUCUCCACUCACAGCCAGUUCUCUUCAUACCUGAUGUUCACUUUGCAAACCUGCAGAGGACCGGACAGGUGUAUUACAACACGGAUGAUGAACGAGAAGGUGGCAGUGUCCUUGUUAAACGGAUGUUCAGGCCCAUGGAAGAGGAGUUUGGUCCAGUGCCUUCAAAGCAGAUGAAAGAAGAAGGGACAAAGCGAGUGCUCUUGUACGUGAGGAAGGAGACUGACGAUGUGUUCGAUGCAUUGAUGUUGAAGUCUCCCACAGUGAAGGGCCUGAUGGAAGCGAUAUCUGAGAAAUAUGGGCUGCCCGUGGAGAAGAUAGCAAAGCUUUACAAGAAAAGCAAAAAAGGCAUCUUGGUGAACAUGGAUGACAACAUCAUCGAGCACUACUCGAACGAGGACACCUUCAUCCUCAACAUGGAGAGCAUGGUGGAGGGCUUCAAGGUCACGCUCAUGGAAAUCUAGCCCUGGGUUUGGCAUCCGCUUUGGCUGGAGCUCUCAGUGCGUUCCUCCCUGAGAGAGACAGAAGCCCCAGCCCCAGAACCUGGAGACCCAUCUCCCCCAUCUCACAACUGCUGUUACAAGACUGUGCUGGGGAGUGGGGCAAGGGACAGGCCCCACUGUCGGUGUGCUUGGCCCAUCCACUGGCACCUACCACGGAGCUGAAGCCUGAGCCCCUCAGGAAGGUGCCUUAGGCCUGUUGGAUUCCUAUUUAUUGCCCACCUUUUCCUGGAGCCCGGGUCCAGGACCGCCAGGACUCUGCAGGCCACUGCUAGCUCCAGAUGAGACCGUCCAGCGUUCCCCCUUCAAGAGAAACACUCAUCCCGAACAGCCUAAAAAAUUCCCAUCCCUUCUUUCUCACCCCUCCACAUCUCCCGAGUGGCUGGACAAAAUGAGCUACUGCUGGGUGCAGUAGUUAUAGGUGGGGCAAGAGGUGGAUGCCCACUUUCUGGUCAGACACCUUUAGGUUGCUCUGGUGAAGGCUGUCUUGCUAAAUACCUCCAGGGUUCCCAGCAAGUGGCCACCAGGCCUUGUACAGGAAGACAUUCAAUCACUGUGUAAUUAGUAACACAGAAAGUCUGCCUGUCUGCAUUGUACAUAGUGUUUAUAAUAUUGUAAUAAUAUAUUUUACCUGUGGUAUGUGGGCAUGUUUACUGCCACUGGCCUAGAGGAGACACAGACCUGGAGACCGUUUUAACGGGGGUUUUUGCCUCUGUGCCUGUUCAGGAGACUUGCAGGGCUAGGGAGAGGGCCUUUGGGAUGUUAAGGUGACUGCAGCUGAUGCCAAGAUGGACUCUGCAAUGGGCAUACCUGGGGGCUCGUUCCCUGUCCCCAGAGGAAGCCCCCUCUCCUUCUCCAUGGGCAUGACUCUCCUCCGAGGCCACCACAUUUAUCUCACAAUGAUGUGUUUUGCUUGACUUUCCCUUUGCGCUCUCUCGUGGGAAAGGUCAUUCUGUCUGAGACCCCAGCUCCUUCUCCAGCUUUGGCUGCGGGCACGGCCUGAGCUUUCUGGAGAGCCUCUGCAGGGGGUUUGCCAUCAGGGCCCUAUGGCUGGGUCUGCUGCAGAGCUCCUUGGCUAUCAUGAGAAUCCUGGACACUGUACUGUGCCUCCCAGUUUACAAACACGCCCUUCAUCUCAAGUGGCCCUUUAAAAGGCCUGCUGCCAUGUGAGAGCUGUGAACAGCUCAGCUCUGAGUCGGCAGGCUGGGGCUUCCUCCUGGGCCACCAGAUGGAAAGGGGGUAUUGUUUGCCUCAUUCCUGGGUGCUGGGUUUUAAGGAAGUGAGUGAGAAAGAAUGUGCCAAGAUACCUGGCUCCCGUGAAACCAGCCUCAGGAGGGAAACUGGGAGAGAGAAGCUGUGGUCUCCUGCUACAUGCCCUGGGAGCUGGAAGCGAAAAACACUCCCCUAAACAAUCGCAAAAUGAUGAGCCAUCAUGGACCACUGUUCUCUUUGAGGGGACAGGUUUAGGGGUUUGCGUUCGCCCUUGUGGGCUGAAGCACUAGCUUUUUGGUAGCUAGACACAUCCUGCACCCAAGGCCCUGGGUCUAGGACAGGUUCUCUACAAAGGCCCAGAUUUGUUUGUAAAGCACUUUGACUCUUACCUGGAGGCCCGCUCUCUAAGGGCUUCCUGCGCUCCCACCUCAUCUGUCCCUUAGAUGCAGAGCAGGAUGGAGGGGCUGCUUCUAGCUCAGCUGUUUCUCCUUGAGGUUGCGGAGGAAUUGAAUUGAAUUGAAUGGGACAGAGGGCAGGUGCUGUGGCCAAGAAGAUCUCCGAGCAGCAGUGACGGGGCACCUUGCUGUGUGUCCUCUGGGCAUGUUAACCCUUCUGUGGGGCCAAAGGUUUGCAUCGUGGAUCCAGCUGUGCUCCAGUCUGUCCCCUCCUCCUCCACUCUGACUGCCACACCCCGGACCAGCAGCUUGGGGACCCUCCAGGGUACUAAUGGGGCUCUGUUCUGAGAUGGACAAAUUCAGUGUUGGAAAUACAUGUUGUACUAUGCACUUCCCAUGCUCCUAGGGUUAGGAAUAGUUUCAAACAUGAUUGGCAGACAUAACAACGGCAAAUACUCGGACUGGGGCAUAGGACUCCAGAGUAGGAAAAAGACAAAGAUUUGGCAGCCUGACACAGGCAACCUACCCCUCUCUCUCCAGCCUCUUUAUGAAACUGUUUGCCAGUCCUGCCCUAAGGCAGAAGAUGAACUGAAGAUGCUGUGCAUGUUUCCUAAGUCCUUGAGCAAUCAUGGUGGUGACAAUUGCCACAACAAGGGAUAUGAGGCCAGUGCCACCAGAGGGUGGUGCCAAGUGCCACAUCCCUUCCGAUCCAUUCCCCUCUGCAUCCUCGGAGCACCCCAGUUUGCCUUUGAUGUGUCCGCUGUGUAUGUUAGCUGAACUUUGAUGAGCAAAAUUUCCCGAGCGAAACACUCCAAAGAGAUAGGAAAACUUGCCGCCUCUUCUUUUUUGUCCCUUAAAUUAAUCAAACUCAACUCAAAUAAGCUUAAAAAAAUCCAUGGAAGAUCAUGGACAUGUGAAAUGAGCAUUUUUCUUUCUUUUUUUUUUUUUUUUUUAACAAAGUCUGAACUGAACAGAACAAGAGUUUUUCCUCAUACAUCUCCAAAUUGUUUAAACUUUAUGAGUGUUUAGAAGUUCGGACCAACAGAAAAAUGCAGUCAGAUGUCAUCUUGGAAUUGGUUUCUAAAAGAGUAAGGCAUGUCCCUGCCCAGAAACUUAGGAAGCAUGAAAUAAAUCAAAUGUUUAUUUUCCUUCUUAUUUAAAAUCAUGCAAAUGCAACAGAAAUAGAGGGUUUGUGCCAAAUGCUAUGAACGGCCCUUUCUUAAAGACAAGCAAGGGAGAUUGAUAUAUGUACAAUUUGCUCUCAUGUUUUAAAAAAAAAAAGGUAAAUGUAACUUAAUAGUUUUGUAAAUGGGAGAGGGGGAAUCUAUAAACUAUAAAUACAGUUAUUUUAUUUUUUGUACAUUUUUAAGGAGAAAAAAAUAAAUAUUCAUAACAUAACAUAAGAGUAAAA
Pan troglodytes (chimpanzee) is the source of this 5263-nucleotide messenger RNA. It is a transcript of the gene GRHL2, whose product is annotated as grainyhead like transcription factor 2. Gene Ontology annotation, cellular component: nucleus. The record is from RefSeq and is a predicted model, not a curated record. Lineage: Eukaryota; Metazoa; Chordata; Mammalia; Primates; Hominidae. Gene Ontology annotation, molecular function: RNA polymerase II cis-regulatory region sequence-specific DNA binding; DNA-binding transcription activator activity, RNA polymerase II-specific. Bases 332 to 2209 code for a protein of 625 amino acids. Gene Ontology annotation, biological process: neural tube development; regulation of transcription by RNA polymerase II; brain development. The transcript is spliced from 16 exons.